Messenger RNA from Alternaria ethzedia, 525 nucleotides. RefSeq lists its product as uncharacterized. The record is from RefSeq and is a predicted model, not a curated record. The coding region runs from base 1 to 525 and encodes 174 amino acids. Lineage: Eukaryota; Fungi; Ascomycota; Dothideomycetes; Pleosporales; Pleosporaceae. The transcript is spliced from 3 exons. Gene Ontology annotation, biological process: tRNA import into mitochondrion; protein import into mitochondrial matrix; protein targeting. Gene Ontology annotation, cellular component: mitochondrial outer membrane translocase complex; mitochondrial outer membrane. Gene Ontology annotation, molecular function: transmembrane protein transporter activity.
AUGUCCAACUCGUCGUUAAAACCAUCGACCAUUGCGGCCAUUAGCGCCGGCACCAUCGUCACAGGCCUUCUCGCAUACGCCGCCUACUUCGACUACAAGCGACGAAAUGACCCCGGCUUCCGCAAGCAGCUCAAGAAGGAGUCGAAGCGAACAGAGCGGGCGGCCAAGGAGGAGGCCGAGGCACAGGGCGCCGAGCAGAAGAAGGCGAUCCGAGAGGCGGUAGAGCGGGCAAACGAGGAGGGCUUCCCCAAGGACCCCGAGGAGGUGGAGGCGUACUUUAUGCAAGAGGUUGCGCAGGGAGAAGGAAUGGUGCAGAAGGGUGCGGACAACGUCGAGGCGGCGCUAUGCUUCUACCGCGCAUUGAAGGUCUACCCCAACCCGCGGGAAUUGAUCAACAUCUACGACAAGACCGUUCCCAAGCCCGUCCUCGACAUUCUCGCCGAGAUGAUCGCAGUUGACACGUCAAUCCCCGUCGGCGGCAGCAAGACGCCGUCUGAGGCUGGCUCGGCAGGCGACCUCGAGUAA